Molecule: messenger RNA, 4079 nt
Organism: Temnothorax curvispinosus
Lineage: Eukaryota; Metazoa; Arthropoda; Insecta; Hymenoptera; Formicidae
Exons: 2
Coding region: 649-1548 (299 amino acids)
Source: RefSeq, a predicted model, not a curated record
AAGCAGCUCGAAGAAGACUGUCGUUCCAAACGUCCGCGGCUCUCAAUCACAGAUGAGAUCCGCGUAAACAGACAAUCUUUAGUGGCAAAAAUCGCGCGACUCGAAGGUGCGAAGACUCUAUUACAGAGACAAUUCGUACAUAUUGGUGGUGAGUACGCGGGCACUAGUAAUGACGAUAACGCGGAAAGACUCGUUUGGCGAGAGAUCGAUGCCGCGUUUGAAAGCCGUGUAUUGACUGGUGCGGUGAUAAAUAUCAAUUACAUCAAACCGCAAAAAUUUCUCGAAGACGCUGAAGUCAUCGUGCUCGAUCGUGUGCGGAACGUCAUGCAAAGACACGCAAGUGUAAAGAUAAACACUGUGUUCAACGGCGAGUUUGUGACGGGUGACAAACGUGCGAACAAAAGUGUCAGCACGGGAAACUGUGAACUUUUUCGUGCGUCCGAUCUGCGCGAGUGGUACGAGCGACACGUUAUCGAGCCUACUUUAUUGCGUCUUGAAGAGUUUCAGGAACAUGACAGCGGGUGGGCGUUGUCGCGUAUACUCAAUUUGACUGUGAACGUGAACAAAUACAAUCCUUUGCACGCGGGAUGUUACAUCAAUUUACCUGAGAAAAUUUAAUCGAAAAAAGCGGUGAUCAACGUGCAUUCGAUGGACAAUGCGUGUUUCGCGUGGUCAGUGGUGGCCGCUUUAUAUCCAGCCGAAAGAAAUUCAGAACGGGAAUCCUCGUACCGACAUUACACAACAGUAUUAAAUUUACAAGGCAUUGAGUUUCCAAUGACUUUGAAACAGAUUAUAAAGUUUGAACGACUCAACGAUAUAUCCAUCAAUGUGUAUGCCAUCAAGGGAGAGAAGACGCCAAACGUUCUCCCGAUACGGCUUACCGAUCUGAAGAGAGAAAAGCACGUCAAUUUGCUGUACAUGCAGGAUCCGCGAGACGACAACGUGGGACAUUUCGCGUGGAUAAAAAAUCUAUCGCGUCUCGUUAGCUCGCAAUUGAGCAGGCAUGAUGGUCGGAAAUACUUUUGCGAUCGUUGUUUACAUUAUUUUAGAUUGAGCGAGAAAUUGGAAGCCCACGGAGUAGACUGCCGAGAGAUAGACAACUGUGCCAUCCGACUACCGAGCGAGAACGACAAGUGGCUGAGUUUCAAAAAUCACAGCAGGAAGAAACGAGUUCCGUUCGUCGUGUACGCCGACCUGGAAUGUACCCUCGAGAAGACGGAUGCGGAUUCGACAACAUCCACAUACACGUCUCAACAUCAUUGGAUAUUUAGCAUAGGAUAUUACGUGCGGUGCUCGUACGACGACUCGUUAUCCGCGUAUCGGUUUCGUCGCGAUAAGGAUUGCGUCGCGUGGUUCGCCGAGGAACUAAGAUGUUUAGCACACGACGUAAAGACUAUCUUAUCCGGUAAUGUUCGCAUGACAGAAUUAACGCAAGACGAGCGGGAGAUAUUUUACAGCGCGACGCAUUGCCACAUUUGCGAAAAACCGUUCGAGCCAGACGACGUGCGAGUACGCAAUCAGUGGCCUAGUUUACACCGUGCGACCUAAUCGCGACCUGACCUAUGCCCUGACCUAAAAUAGGCUUCUAAACAAAACGUUUACAUCAUGUAGACCUAUGAUACUUUUGGGUCGAAUAUAGGUAAAAAUUUAGUCCUCAUCUGAAUGCCAUCUGUUGAAGAAGAUUGAAAGGUUUACGGACUUAUACAUAACCAAUAUCGUUUGUACACUUUGUACUUUGUAUCGUGUUGAUCGUGUCUAUUUGCUGUGUUUGUUGAAGCCAUCUACCAGUAUCUAUGGGUACACUUUCUGCACUUUAGGUCACCUGCGUUUACACGCGUUACAUCAUGUGGCCUAAUUUAGGUUAGGGCACGCGAAAAAGAGACCUGACCCAAGCGAGGUCGCAACUGUUUACAUCGUCGCGACCUAUCGUGUUUGGGUUGAAUAUAAGGUAUAGGUCGCGGCCUAAACGCACGGUGUAAACUAGCUCAUAUAUUUGUCAUCUGACCGGUCGUUAUAGAGGUCCCGCGCAUUCCAACUGUAAUCUAAAUUACACAGAUUCGCAUUACAUUUCAAUAAUUUUUCAUAAUUUAUUGGGUUACAACGCGCAUUUUAUUAUCACGGAAAUAGCUACAGCGUGCGAAGGACACGUAGAGUUACUUCCAAUCACAAAAGAAAAAUACAUUUCGUUCACGAAACACGUUAAAGAUACCGCAAAAAAAUCAGAGCGAAGCGACAUAAAAUUACGGUUUAUCGAUUCGUAUAAAUUUUUUAGUAGCAGCCUCGAUAAAUUAGCAUUUUUUCUAUGCAGAGAUAAAUUAAAAAUUGUACGUUCUCAAUUUUCACAAUUAUCGACCGAGGAUUUUGAUUUUUUGACGCGAAAAGGCAUAUUUCCGUACGAAUACGUGGAUUGUGUGGACAAGCUGGAGGACACGUGUUUACCACCGCGCGAAUCGUUUUACAGUUUCUUGACCGGUGACACCGUAUCGGAGAGCGAUUACGAGCGCGCGAACGUCUGGCGACGGUUCUCCGUUCGAACCUUGGGCGAAUACAGCGAUCUGUAUCUAAAGCUCGAUGUCUUGUUAUUGGCCGACGUUUUUGAAAAUUUCCGCGACAGUUGUGUAGCGAGUUACGGGCUCGAUCCCGCGUACUACUACACUUUGCCAGGUUUCACAUGGGACGCCAUGUUGAAACAUACUCACGUAAAUUUCGAACUGCUCACCGACAUUGACAUGGUUAUGUUCAUCGAACGCGGUAUACGCGGUGGUCUGAGUCAAUGUUCAAACAAAUACGCGCGGGCCAACAACAAGUACAUGCAGUCGUACGAUUCAUCGAAACCAUCCUCAUACCUGAUGUAUUUCGAUGUAAACAACUUGUACGGCUGGGCGAUGUGUCAGCCACUGCCCUACGCAGAUUUUCGAUGGGUGAAAGACGUUUAGAAUUUCGACUUUAGCGCGAUCGGUUCGGAUUCACCCACGGGUUAUAUUCUCGAAGUCAAUCUAGAGUAUCCGCAGAAUAUACACGACGCGCACGCUGACCUACCGUUCUGUCCGCCGCGCGAUAAACCGCCCGGCAAACGGCAGGACAAACUUCUCGCCACGCUGUACGAUAAGAAGCGUUACGUCAUCCAUUAUCGCAACCUACAGCAGUGCACGCGCCAUGGCCUUUGCGUCAUAAAGAUACAUCGCGUAUUGCAAUUCGCUCAAUCUACGUGGCUCCGCACUUACAUCGAGCUCAAUACGAAAUUUAGAACACUGGCCAAGAACAAUUUUGAGAAAAAUUUAUAUAAAUUGAUGAAUAGCGCGGAUUUCGGGAAAACGAUGGAGAACGUUCGAAAUCACGUCGACGUAAAAUUACUGACAAAGUGGGACGGACGAUACAACGCGGAGGCACUGAUCUCGAAACCAAAUUUUCACAGCAGGAGCGUGUUUUCGGAAAAUCUGAUAGCCGUUAAACUGCAAAAACUCAAAGUUGACAAACCUAUUUACGUCGGCAUGUGCAUUCUCGACGUAUCGAAAGUCUGUUUGUACGAAUUUCAUCACGAGUACAUGUCUCCCCUGUAUGACGACAUGUGUAGAAUUAUGUACACCGAUACGGACAGCCUUAUAUACCACAUCAAGUGCGAGGAUGUGUACGAAAACGUGAAACGCGAUAUCGCUAGAUUUGACACGAGCAAUUACGCGAUCGACAACGCGUACGGUAUAACGCUCGAGAACAAAAAAGUGCCGGGCUUGAUGAAGGACGAGAAUAACGGUGCGAUCAUGACCGAAUUCGUCGGACUCAGGGCGAAAAUGUACGCGUUGAGAGUGGAUGGUAAAAAAGACUGUAAAAAAGCGAAAGGUGUCAAGAGCAACGUCGUAGCGCGUACUAUAACGUUCGACGAUUACACGAGAUGUCUGCGAGACGAAAUUGAAAUGACGCGACGGCAAUCCUGUAUACGAUUGAAGUUGCACGAGGUGUACACCGUGUCCGAAACAAAAAUCGCUCUGAGUCCAUACGACGAUAAGCGAUACGUUAUACCAAAUUCGACCGAUACGUUACCGUGGGGACAUUACCGAAUACCUUUGUAACGUAUGUAUGUA